CAUAUUUUUUUUUACCAAUUAUUGUAGCUGAUCAUUUUCUUUCAACAAACAAACAAAAUCAACAAAUAAAUCUGGAAUUGAGUACCUAAAGGAAAUAAGGUACAAACCUGUAAUUCCAUCAAACCCUUUGAAACUUGUAAAACCAAACUGUAUUUAGACAUUCAACAAUAUCCACAAGAGCUGGUCAGAGAUACAAGCUGUGCUGCUGUUUUGAAAUAGGCAACAAAUAACAACUUCUGCGAUCUACACUCGACUGAACGAAACAACACCACAAACUGAUAACGACCUCUUGGAUGCCGACCAAUCUGGCUUCAAAACUAACCACUCCACUGAGACGGUCCUCCUGUCUGUUGUCGACACCCUGCGGUUGGCAAGAGCUGCCUCCAGAUCAUCGGCCCUCAUUCUACUACACCUGUCUGCUGCCUUCGACACGGUGAAUCAGAUUCUUCUGUCUUCUCUCGCUGAUCUGGGCAUCACCAGCACCGCACUCCACUGGUUUGAGUCUGACCUCACAGGAGAGAACUUAAUACAAGUUCAGCUAAAUGGAAAAAGCAGGCCAACGCUUCAACAGAAGAGAACGUGAAGAAAGAUAUAUUAAGAAUGAACAUGCAACAAUACAGAGGAUAAUUGAUGAAUUUGGUUUUAAUCAAUACCUUGACAAAUUUGGCUCCAUCCCUCCAUACCCACAGCCUGUGGAGUUCCAUGUAACUAGAGUGAGCCACGUCACUGAUCAGACAGGGCUGGAAGGAAUCAUGAAUGCUGGAGGAUUUAUUUCGGCGUCAGACAGUGACAUCGUGUGGUGGGGCCUUGAAGUGGAAGAUGAUGACAUCACGGCUGCUGAAGAGCGCUUCCUUCAGUCACUCUUCCCUAACAGAACAGAAGCCCAGGCUGAGAAGCAGAAGCCGUUCCUGAAAGAGUUCACCACCUCUCCCGCCUUCCUGAAGUCAUCCCGCUACGGAAACUUCAAGUUCACCUUCGGCUUGAAGGAACUCCUGCAUGAGUACAGCAGACAGAUGUGUAAAGGGGAGAAGCCCAUUCUCAGGGUGUAUGAAACAGUGCUUUACAAGCAGGAGAUCAUGCACUCCGUUGUUGUACACAGUCCUGACACCCAUGAAUUUGAUCAGUUCAAAAUUUUCCAAGAUGGUGGAAGGGCUUUUGAGGAUGGGACUAUAGUCUGGCACCCAGAGGCAAUGAGUGAGACCCACCGCUGUAAGCUGAUUACAAAAAAGGAAGAAAAUACAGUUGAGGCCAUGAAUGUUUGGCAUCAACAGUUUUAUGUGUGGGACCAUUUGAGCCUGGCAUUUCACUGUAAUCCAAGGAGACUACUGCAUUUUGGAGAAGAAAAGCUGGCUGAUAGCCUUAGUGCUUGUGAAAUAGGAAAACCUGCAUUGGCUGCAAUAUGUUCACAAGCUGAUCAAAAAGUAGCUCAAAUCAAGGGAAAGUACAAAGCAUAUGAAAACAUGUCAGCUGUAAACAACUGAAGGAAACAACAAAUUACAACUCUCCCA
This is a messenger RNA of Megalops cyprinoides (Indo-Pacific tarpon), 1508 nucleotides long. RefSeq lists its product as uncharacterized. The coding region runs from base 543 to 1481 and encodes 312 amino acids. The transcript is spliced from 3 exons. NCBI's taxonomy places the organism in Eukaryota, Metazoa, Chordata, Actinopteri, Elopiformes, Megalopidae. The record is from RefSeq and is a predicted model, not a curated record.